AUGUCAUCUUCUCUGUCUGGUAAGUUAAGUAUUGAAAUAGAGGUCAAGUCAUCAGCUCGUGCUUAUUAUGAGGCUAACGCGAAACGAUUGUACGAGAUACCAAAACUUUGCCCUAACUGUAUACCCAGGAUUGAUUUAGUAGAAGGAAAAUGGGAAGAAGUGGGUGCUGUCCUGAACUGGCAUCUCGCAUACGGGGGGAAAACUGUAAUUUCCAAGGAGAUAUACGAGAGCAUAGAUGACGAAAAACUAUCAGUUACAUUCAAGGUGAUAGGAGGAACAUUCGUAGAGUCGUUCAAAAGUUUCAAGUUCAUUUCUCAGGCCUUUCCAAAGAAAGAGGGAAGCUUGGUCCGUUGGACUUAUGAAUAUGAGAAACUUAACGCGGAUAUUCCAGAUCCAAAAGAUUUGCUUCAGUUUGCAGCUGAUAUUACCAGAGAGAUAGAUGAUACUCUUAUGAAGAUCAGCCAAGAGUAG
This is a messenger RNA of Juglans microcarpa x Juglans regia, 471 nucleotides long. Its product is annotated as MLP-like protein 43. The coding region runs from base 1 to 471 and encodes 156 amino acids. The transcript is spliced from 2 exons. Lineage: Eukaryota; Viridiplantae; Streptophyta; Magnoliopsida; Fagales; Juglandaceae. The record is from RefSeq and is a predicted model, not a curated record. Gene Ontology annotation, biological process: defense response.